GGGAAUAUUUACCAAAUUUCUUGACGACCCACAUAAGCCGCCAAAACAAACUCUAUUCAAAAUUCAAAGUGUUUGAAGCCAUCUCCUAAUUUGAUAACAUCCUGAGAAAGGUGUACAAAAUAAAGUUGCAAUGGCCACCACUCCGAUUCCCCACCAUUUCCUUACUUGGUCAAACCUCAUAACUUAUAAACAUUUUCUUUUCCUGUCUUCUUGCUAAGUAAAGCAGACCAUUAUUCAAAUUUAUGGAUUUGGAUCAGCUCCUUUACCUUUUAUUAAAGCACUAUCUUGGCCACCCACUAUCAAUCCACAAAAGCUUCUUUCUUCACCUCCACUUUUCCUUAAUCCUCUCCCACUUUCAUCUAAUCAUCCAUUCACAUAUAUACAGAGUAAGACACAAAAUUUCUCCAAACAUUAAAUGGAUCCUCCUCCUCCUCUUCCUCUUCCACCACCUCCACCAUACACACCAGCCAACCACAUUGUCUUACCAAAACAAGCAAGACACCAUGACCAUAUUCCAAAGCAGCCGAUCCUCCGGAGGCCGAGGAGGAGGACUAAUCCGAUGGUGUGGCUUGGGGCAGUCCUGUGCCUCGUCUUCAGCCUCCUCCUCAUCUUCUUCGGCAUCACCACGCUCAUUAUCUUCGUGGGGAUCAAGCCCCAGAGCCCGGUCCUCGACAUCCCGGCAGCGACCCUCAGCGUGAUCUACUUCGACUCCCCACAGUUUCUCAACGGAGACAUCACAUUCCUUGCAAACUUCACAAACCCUAACCGGAAACUGGGAGUCAAGUUCGAGUACCUCAAUGUAGAGCUCUACUUCUCGGGGAGUUUGAUAGCGAGCGAGGUUGUGGAGCCUUUCAGGCAGAGGGCGGGGGAAGUGCGGUUGAUACAAGUUCAUCUGCUGUCGAGUCUGGUGUAUCUGCAGCCGAAUCUCGCGAUCCGGCUGCUGAAGCAGGAGCAGAGGAAUAGAGUCGUGUACGAAAUCAAGGCGAAUUUUAGAGUGAAGUUUGAGGUGGGAGUGGUGCAUUAUUCUUAUGCGUUGCACGGGAACUGCGUGAUAGAGAUGACGAGCCCACCCAAUGGCGCACUCAUCACGCGCCACUGCACAACUAAGAGAUGAUAAUUUUUUUAUGCGUGUGAGUUGGUCUAGUAGUAGAGUGAUUAAUUUCCGAGACACAUGGUCUCAUGUUCGAAAUUUCUCUUCAUUUAUUAAAAAUAGGAGAUGAUACUUUUCUGGUGACAAUUUUGGGUUAGGAGGUGAUGAUAUUAACUGUAAAUAUCACUUUAUAAUUUAAAUUGUAUGUUUAUAGCUUGACAAAUGUUUCAUAUUUUUCAUAUUGAUUUAUUAUUAACCUAUA
Molecule: messenger RNA, 1352 nt
Organism: Salvia splendens (bonfire salvia)
Lineage: Eukaryota; Viridiplantae; Streptophyta; Magnoliopsida; Lamiales; Lamiaceae
Product: Late embryogenesis abundant (LEA) hydroxyproline-rich glycoprotein family
Exons: 2
Coding region: 416-1114 (232 amino acids)
Biological process (GO): defense response to other organism
Cellular component (GO): plasma membrane
Source: RefSeq, a predicted model, not a curated record